UGAAGAAAGAAGAAAUCUGGAGUUUCCCUUUGUAUGAUUUCUCACAGUUUCUGAGCUGACCUCUGCUGCUCAUCUUUACCAUUUUACUGGUACCCCUUCUUACCACUUCAAACCCUGGCUUCUUUCUUGGAAUUGGGGCUUAUAAUUUCAAGUCUUUCUAAAUACCCAUUGUUGUUCAUCUUUUUUUUUAUUGUUUGAACUAUGAAAAUGGCCCAUUUAUGUAAUUCUGCUUACAGGAUGAGCAAAUUCUUGUUCAGAAGUUCAUAGCUGUGUUUGCCAAUUAGUAACUUUUACUACUAAGUAGCAUCUCAGUGACUGCCUGUAAUUGAGAAGUGUUUGGUUUGGGGAAUAAACAGGAGAAUCGAAGAAAUUGGUGUACACUCAUUUUGAAUAUUUGUUGCCAAGGAAACUUGCACAUAUUCUUGUUGGAAGACAUGAUAGACCCAUAUGGAAUUUUGAGGUAAUCCAUAGAAAGAAUCUAACGGUAUGGGAGAAUUUGGAAAGGAGGCAGAAGAGUCUAAUAACAAAGGAGUAAAUGUACGUUGUGCUGCUUGCCGGGAAAACAAAAUUUGUCAGACAGUACGUUCGAAAACAAAGGUGAUGAAGAAUUUGAUAGAGAGUGGGAAACCUGAAGAUGUCGAUUUGAUAGUCAAAGGUCUAACAGAAGAAGGCCAUAAGCUGACUCUUGUAACAUAUACUACUAUGUUAGCCGCAUUGACUCUCCAAAAACGUUUCAAGUCUAUUCCUUUGCUUCUCAAGAAGGUGGAGCAGAACGGGUUGAGACCCGACUCAGUUUUCUUCAAUGCCAUGAUCAAUGCUUUUUCUGAGUCUGGAAAUGUCAAAGAUGCCCUUGGAAUCUUCUGGAAGAUGAGGGAGAAGGGAUGCAAGCCCACCGUGGCUACUUUCAAUACGCUGAUCAAAGGGUUUGGGAUAAUCGGUAAGCCUGAAGAAUCCUUGAAGCUUCUAGAGAUAAUGACAGCAGAAGAGAAGUUAAGAGCAAAUGAGAGGACUUAUAAUAUUCUCAUACAAUCAUGGUGUAACAAGAACAAUGUUGACAAGGCAUGGGAAGUAGUUUAUAAGAUGGUCGAUGCAGGUUUGAAACCAGAUGUUGUCACGUAUAACACCAUAGCUAGGGCUUAUGCACGGAACAAAGAGACUGGAAGAGCAGAGGCAAUGAUUUUACGAAUGCAAAGUGACAAAGUGGGCCCCAACGCCAGAACGUGUGGCAUCAUUGUGGAUGGGUACUGCAAAGAAGGCAAUAUGGUAGAUGCACUGAGAUUCUUAUACAAGAUGAAGGGUUUUGGCGUGCGUCCUAAUCUGUAUGUACUCAACUCUCUUAUCAAAGGGUAUGUAGACAUUACUGACACUGUUGGAGUUGAUGAGGCAAUAACAUUAAUGGAAGAAUUUGGAGUGAAACCAGACGUGAUCACGUUCAGUACAAUCAUGAAUGCGUGGAGUUCAGCUGGACUGAUGGAGAAAUGCGAAGAAAUAUUCGAAAACAUGAUCAAGUCCAGAAUCCAACCCGAUGUUCAGAUAUUCAGCAUUCUUGCAAAAGGGUAUAUUCGCGCAGGGAAGCCAGAGAAAGCUGAAUCACUCUUGGAACUAAUGGGGGCCCACGAAGCGCGCCCGAAUGUGGUGACAUUCACCACAGUAAUCAGUGGGUGGUGCAGCGCAGGAAAAAUGGAGCGCGCUUUGCUGGUGUACGAAAGGAUGCUCGCGAUGGGCGUGCAGCCCAAUUUGAACACUUUUGAGACACUUAUUUGGGGGUAUGGAGAAGCAAAACAGCCAUGGAAAGCUCAAGAGCUGAUUCAGAGUAUGGAGGAGAUGGGAGUUUGCCCAAGGGAGAAAACGUUUCAGCUUGUCGCGGAUGCUUGGCUUGCCAUUGGAUUUGUUGACAAGGCUAAAAGUGUCAAUCAAGGAGACAUGAAGAAGAAUAGUUUGUACCCAAGAAAACAGCGAAAGCCCGGAUCUGUUAUGAACAUCAAGAACGGUUUGAGAUGUUUGAACUUAAGAAGGAUGAAUUUGGCUGCUAAAGAAAGGCUAGCCAUUAACAAUAACUGUGGACUUAGAUUGAAGACCUUUGUGGUAAGGCAAAAGCCACUCCACAUCCAAAUUGGUAUAAUGAGCAUGUGAGAAAGCAAAUUGACUGUUUUAUUGCGCGUAUAGAUUACGGUUUAGAUGAUUCUGCCUACGUCCCCAAAAGAAAUGCAUUAGGAUCCAUCCACUAUCCCAACUAUCAUACUGUUGUUCCCAUGAGCAGAAGAAAAAAUCCACAAUGUGCCGGCCAGACAUAUGAGGAAUUGAAAACUAAUGUUAAUAAGAGUAAAGUUCUUAAGUGCUUGAAACAACGAUGAUUAUUCGCCUAUCAUUUCUGUAGGAGUAUUAUCUAUCCAUUUUCCCAACGUAUUUUCAAUCACAAGUAUUUUCAUGAUCUUGCUUCUUCUAAAACGAAACCAAGAAAAUGCUUGUGCGUAAUUGAACACAAAAUUUAAUAAAAACAUUUUCUGAUGGUAAAAAACUAAACAAAUAAAAUAAAAAGUACUGAAAUAUCUAAAAAAUUUAAGAAAAAAAGAAAAGGAAUAUGAUAAACACCAAAGAACGGCAUCAGUUCUCCAAGAUGAUCUUUAACUUCAAAGAGAAACUCAGACGCAAAUUUCCCAUUAG
Messenger RNA from Cuscuta campestris, 2664 nucleotides. The record is from the annotation of a GenBank genome assembly. NCBI's taxonomy places the organism in Eukaryota, Viridiplantae, Streptophyta, Magnoliopsida, Solanales, Convolvulaceae.